CAGCUGUUUUCAUUUUUCGUGAGCUCGAAAUUGUUUCCAUAAAAACGACGCGUUGUUAUGGUCACAUAGCCAUGUGUGAAUUAAAAUGGGUUCAAUCGCAUCGGUGCUGCAAUGGCAUUGUCAGACGUGUGGUCAAAUCAACCCCACGGAGAGUGUGAAGUGUUUAAAAUGUAGUAUAAAAAGAGUAUCUGAUCAUGACAGUGUUAUCCAAAAACGAUAUUACACCGGUGAUUCUUCAUCGGAAUACGCUUCUCGGACAGAAAAAAGUGGUGGAACGACUCCCGGCUCAGAAGCUAUCGUCAUACCGACAACAAACACUUUCAAUAGCGGAUGGUCGUGCGUUGGGUCAGCGCCGCUGGCGAGCCGCGCGUGGCGCUGCGGUUGCGGGCUCCGGAACGUUUCGGCCUCUUGGCGCUGCGCUGCUUGCGACAAGAUCGCGCCUCAUGCGCCUGUAUACAGAUUGUCCGAUGACGAGGAACAACCUUCAGGGAUGACUGACAAGGAUAAGCCUGACCAAGACCACAGUAUGAUAAGGUCCAACACUUUAGCUGUCCCUUCGUAUAAACCUUCGUCAAGUUUUUCCGGCGGUCGACCUCUGAACCUCGAUGUGCAGUGCCUGCGUUUAUCUCCGACGCAAAUAACCGAUCAUGCUCAUGGAGUUACACGAUCUUUAUCGCAUGGCUCUGUGAUCAAUUCGCAACAGAAGUGGUGGAAUGUUGAAGAGACUAGAGGUACCAUAAACAGACCGACGAGUUUGUUAGUCUCUGAAAGAUAUGGUACUUCGUCGUAUAAUCCAAGGGAAUCUUUCUUGAGAAGUCUCCACACAGUUACGAGACGCCCCAAGAAGUUAAAUGAGAGCAAGUCUAAUUGGGAACUGAAUUACGUGAAAGAAUAUCAAAAAGAGCAUAGUAGAGGUCUGCAUUUGAAAAAGUGGGCUUGCAGCAAAUGUACAUUAGAAAAUUCUGGUAUUAGAACACAUUGCGAAGCUUGUUUGUCUCCAAGAAUAUCUCCUCUCGCCCGAAUUUCCAAUACAAGGGGACUUAGUGUAACGACUUUGGGCAGACACGAGACAUUGAGUGGUAGAGAUGGAGCGACCUCGUUGCCAUCAUCUGGUGGUAUUAUGAUAACUGUUCCAGAUUGGCCGCAAACAGGUACGAAUUCGGGCGAUUCCUUUCAACGAUCAAUUAGCGCACAGAAUUCACCAGAAACUCGGCCGACGUAUCGACGAUCAUUUUCAGAACAGACGAAUGAGAAUCGACCCGUUGGUAAAGUCAUAUCAAGUAGAAGAAGUUUGAAUGACUAUCAGAAAUCACUUGCCGGCUAUUGUGGGACGCUGACAAAGCCUGAAGAUAGGCGGGAUGCUGAUAAGAAGGCGGAAGAAAAUGCUGAAUUGAUUGAUAAGGAAUGCAGCUGGGACACGAAUGCUGAAGGCGUUAUAUACGCGCUGCCGAACAAGGGCAAAUAUAAGGAUCUGAAUCUCCAAUUACAAGUCAAUAAUAAUGGCACGAGAUAUUCGUACGUGUCCGUGCAAGAUACUAAAACAGUCAUGAGCAAUUCACAGAACGAAGUCGUGUAUUCCAAUGAUAUGGGAGACGGUGACUAUGCCAGGAUCGACGAGUUGUUAGGUGCGGAAAAUUGUAUUUCUCCGAUCGGUGAAACUAAUUUAAGGACGUCGCAUAUCGGUGCGACGAGUAAAGAGACUGGGAAAGUGUUUAAUAUGCUGCCCUCUGUCGGCAAAGUGUCGCAUAACCCUCGGGAUCCGUCUAAAGUGCCUUCUAUUCAGCAAACCUCACGCGAGCCCGUGGGCGCGGCUCGCAUGUGGCAGUGCAGCGAGUGCUGGUUCGCGUACAACGCGUGGGGCGCGCGCUGCGACGUGUGCCGCAGCGCGCGCCCGCCGCACGCCGUCACGCUCGCGCCGCAGGACGCCCGCCACAGGAACAAUUCCUCGUCAGAAGCAAGCGGUACGAAAACAGAAGCAAAUCGCAACGAAGCCGUUAAAAAGCUGACAGUGCCUAUCGCUUCAUUGGAUCACGAUCUUAACAGUGACGAACUCCUAUUUGCCGUUGACACGUCGGCGCCGGCGGCGGAGCUGGGCACGUGGUCGUGCGCGCGCUGCACGCUCGUCAACGAGGCGGGCGCGGCCGCGUGCGCCGCGUGCGCCGGCUCGCGGCCCUCGCCGCACGCCUACUGGUCAUGCAGUUCGUGUACAUUAAGGAACCCGCUGUCAGCGAACCUCUGUCUUGCUUGUAAAACUCCGCCGGUACCCAAACACGGUGUCCCGGGAUCUUCGAACGAAGCUACGAAUCAAGCAGCUGCUGCGGGUCGAAGUCCAUCUAGACACACCCCGGCACCGAGAAGAGCUUCGCGACACAAGACUCCUCCCCCCGAACACAAAGGCGAAACCACAGAAUGGCCGUGUUCGGAGUGUACGUUCGUGAACGCUGGCACGGCCCUGGCUUGCGACAUGUGCCAGUCGCCCAAAACUAGGCUUUUGCCAGCCGCGCCAGACCAGCCCAGCUUGGAUGACGAUGAUUCCCCGGAGGGUUCGGACGGGGAGCGUCAGGAGAGCACCCCCAUGGAAAUACUCCGCCUGAGAGAGGAAAGUCACGCCUGGACACAGUGGCAGGAGGUUCUAGCUCAAUGUGCCGCGACGGGCUCGAUGUACGUGGACGCGUCGUUCCCGGCGGCGCCGCGCUCGCUGUACUACGCGGGCGCGGGCGCGGGCGCGGCGGCGGGAGCGGGCGCGGGCGCGGGCGAGGGCGCGGGCGCGGCGGCGCGCUGGCUGCGGCCGCACCACAUACACGUGGACGCCGACCCGCGCCUGCCGUGGCUCGUGUUCCGCGACCCGCGCCCGUCCGACAUCUCGCAAGGUGUGCUGGGCAACUGCUGGCUGCUGUCGGCGCUGGCGGUGCUGGCGGAGCGCUCGGCGCUGGUGCGCAGCGUGCUGGUGCGCGCCGAGCCGGCCCGCGGCGCCUACCAGCUGCGCCUGUGCAAGGACGGCCGCUGGCUCACCGUCACGCUGGACGAUCUGCUGCCUUGCAACCGGAAGGGACACCUCGUCUACUCGCAGGCGAAAAGAAAACAACUGUGGGUACCUUUAAUAGAGAAAGCUGUCGCGAAACUACACGGCUGCUACGAGGCGUUGGUCUCGGGGAGAGCUAUCGAAGGGCUGUGCACGCUGACGGGCGCGCCGUGCGAGUCGGUGUCGCUGCAGGCGGGCGGCGCGGGCGGCGGCGCGGGCGCCCCGCUGGAGCAGCUGGACCGCGACCUGGUGUGGGCGCAGCUGCUGUCCUCGCGCCAGGCCUGCUUCCUCAUGGGCGCCAGCUGCGGCGGCGGGAACAUGAAGGUGGACGAGGAGGAGUACCAGCGCCUGGGCCUGCGGCCGCGCCACGCCUACUCCGUGCUGGACGUGGCGGAGCUGGGCGGCAGCCCGCCGCUGCGCCUGCUGCGCCUGCGCAACCCGUGGGGCCACUACACGUGGCGCGGCGCGUGGGCGGCGCACUGCCCGCGCUGGACGGACGCGCUGCGCCGCGCGCUGCCCGCCGCCGAGCGCGACCAGGGCGUCUUCUGGAUCAGCUUCGACGACGUGCUCAGGUACUUCGACUGCAUAGACAUAUGCAAGGUGCGAGUGGGAUGGCACGAGGUCCGGCUGGCCGGAAUCCUGCCUCCCAUGUCGUCCACGCGGCACCUGACCUGCCUCCUGCUCACUGCCACUCAACCCACCGAGGUCGACUUUACGCUGUUUCAAGAGGGACAGAGAAAUUCAGCCAAAAGUCAGAGAUCCCAGCUCGAUUUGUGCGUAGUUGUUUUCAGAACUAAAUCUGGACCUAGCGCUCAAGUUGGCAAACUAGUAGCUCAUAGCAAAAGACAAGUCCGAGGUUUCGUCGGCUGUCAUAAAAUGUUAGAAAAAGGCUUUUAUUUAGUAGUAUGCUUGGCUUUCAACCACUGGCACACCGGUCUGGAACUGGCAGACAGUUCAGCCUGGCCACGACACGUUCUAGCAGCACAUUCUUCAAAACCGCUGACCGUGGAACGACCCUCGCUCCAUCCACAUAUCCUAGCGGACGCCAUCAUUGGCUUGACCCUGGCAAGAGGUCAAAGGCACGAAGGAAGACAAGGAAUGACGGCGUAUUAUUUGACGAAGGGUUGGGCGGGUCUGGUGGUGAUGGUGGAAAACCGACACACGGACAAAUGGAUCCACGUGAAGUGCGACUGUCAAGAGAGUUACAACGUAGUGUCCACGCGCGGGGAACUCAAGACCAUCGACUCUGUGCCGCCGCUGCAUCGACAAGUGAUCAUAGUGCUGACGCAACUGGAGGGUAGUGGCGGAUUCUCCAUAGCGCACCGACUCACGCACCGCCUGGCGGCCGGCGCCCGCCUGCAGGACUGGGCGCCGCGCGCCGACGACCAGCCGCGCCACCGCCCCCCCCUCGCGCGCCGCCUCAGCGGCCUGCACGCGCCGCGCCUCAUCACAUAGCGCGCGCACGCACUAGCCGCGCAGCCGACCACCAGCCGCGCCACCGCCCCCCCCUCGCGCGCCGCCUCAGCGGCCUGCACGCGCCGCGCCUCAUCACAUAGCGCGCGCACGCACUAGCCGCGCAGCCGACCACCAGCCGCGCCACCGCCCCCCCCUCGCGCGCCGCCUCAGCGGCCUGCACGCGCCGCGCCUCAUCACAUAGCGCGCGCACGCACUAGCCGCGCAGCCGACCACCAGCCGCGCCACCGCCCCCCCCUCGCGCGCCGCCUCAGCGGCCUGCACGCGCCGCGCCUCAUCACAUAGCGCGCGCACGCACUAGCCGCGCAGCCGACCACCAGCCGCGCCACCGCCCCCCCCUCGCGCGCCGCCUCAGCGGCCUGCACGCGCCGCGCCUCAUCACAUAGCGCGCGCACGCACUAGCCGCGCAGCCGACCACCAGCCGCGCCACCGCCCCCCCCUCGCGCGCCGCCUCAGCGGCCUGCACGCGCCGCGCCUCAUCACAUAGCGCGCGCACGCACUAGCCGCGCAGCCGACCACCAGCCGCGCCACCGCCCCCCCCUCGCGCGCCGUCUCAUCGCAUAGUGUUGCCCUACGAAACCCCCCUAAGCGACCAUAGUCCAACUAAGAUUGAGUAUGACUAUUCAUAUAGCUAGGCUGCAUUUAUACUCAAACAUUAAUAAUUAGAAAUUCUUAACUAAAGAGGCCACAUCGUAAUGUACACAUUUUGAGAUUACAAAUAUCUAAAAUGGAACACGUACUUACUAAGAAAAAUGGACCGCAAGGCUUCAGUGACAAAGUUGAAUAUCGAUUAAUAAAACUUUAUUCACAACAUCAAAUGGAUCAUAGUUAAUAAGGAUCAAUGAUCUUUCGAAUUCGUGUCUAGAAUAUUUGGUUUAGCUUUUACUAAAUAAUAAUUAUAUAAGCCUGUACGAAAUGCCCUUCUCAUCGUUGAAGGUGGUACAGAAACUGGCACAAUGCACAAUUAACAUCAAAUAUGCCAUUCGACAUGUUUCAACGUGUAAUUCAAUCGAGCGUCGUUAUACUGCCUUAAGAUCAAAUAAGUUUUAAAUAAAAGGAAACGGACACAAAAUAAACUUGAAAAUUAAUGACAUUGAAUGUACGAAGGACGAUGUACUCAUAAAUCGUAAAUUUUAAUAUGUAAAGACUAUUAUUUGAUAACUUAAUACAAUUCGUAUUUUUUAACUAUAAAUACAUAUUGCAUAUAAAAUGUCACACAAUGGUUAUUUUUCGACUAGUUGUAAGCACUUCGAUUAAAUACUAAGCCAUCAGUAAUGUAUAAACUGUAAGAUGUUUAAUCAUUAUGUAAUAAAAAUCGCGUAGAUGAGUAAAGGCAUUGCAUUCGUUAAUUUAGUCCUUAAUUAUAUGGUGUUAAGAACGAAAAUCGCGCAAUCGAUACGCAUGGAAUUUAAUGUGAUUUUGUUUGAGAUCUGAAAAUUGUUUUGAUUUUUUUUUAAAGGAAUCUGUUCGGGGAUGUGAUGUUAGAUUUAUAAUAAAUCAGUGCAAUUAAAUGAAUUUCUUUAGGAUAUAGGUUUCUGCACGCAUUUUUAUAAAUAAUAUAUAAUAGGGAAAUAAAGAAAAUAGGUGUGCAAAUGUAACUAAAAAUAAUGAUUUCUAAUUAUUUUUUUUUGGGUAAUUCUGAGGUUAUGAACUAAUCAUUUAUUGUUAAAGUGUUGAAUGUCAAUGUGUAAUAUCGGUCUAUAUUUGAACACCCCUGCGGUUUACUUUUCAUUGGAACCUAUUUGAAGAAAAUGUACGAAAUAUUUGUGAUUUUUUUUUUAAUUUUUAAUCUUGCUAAGGAGUAAUUAUUUGUUUGAAUUGCUUAUAUGAUAUUUCGAUUUAAGACAAUGCGCUGUGUCCAACGUGUAACGUGACAGUAGCGGGACUGAAGUGACACUUAAAGAAAUGUCAUGACAUUCUCGCCAGAGAAAGUAAUGUCUAGCUAAAUGAUUAGCUAUCCUCUACACUCUUUAAGUUAGGUCCUUCAACAUUCUCAAAAUAUAUUGUAAAAAAAAAUUAAAUUGUUUUGUCAUCAGUACCAAAAGAGUGUGCACAACAAUUAAUUUAAAAUUGAGUUGUAAGAUACCACUCAUACUGACAAAUUAAGUUUAAUAAAUGUUAUAAAAAAAAUGUCUUAAAGGGUACAAAAAUUCAAGAUUUUAGUCGUCCUUAAUUUUUACACGAUUUUUUUUUUACAUUUAAUGUAUUUAUUGGGAAGUUGUAGCAAGUAGACUUCAUGCUACAUGGACAUAGCGCAUAUAUUUAAUAUAAAAUUCUGUUGUACGUUACGAAAGACAUUUUCACAUCGGAAGUGUUCAUUCCAAAUUGCAAUACUCAUUAAUGUUUUAAAUAUUAAAUUUGUAUUCGUGAUCGUAUUACUUGCCAUUAACUAUGUUACGUAUAAUUUAUUAUCGUUUGGCCUAGGAUUUUAAGAUUGUGCAAUAAUUCUCCAUUUAAAUCCGAUGUUUUAUAGCACAUGUCAGCAAAUGAAACCAUCGUAGACAUUAGAGUUUAGGAAUGGCGUAAGUGCGACACAAAAUCGUCGAAAUGAUUGAUAUCAAACGAUUUUAUAACUUAUUUUUAUCGGGAUAGAGUAUUAUAUCACACGUAGCUAUCAAUUUAGAUAUUGUGUCGCACAUAUUAUAGUUGUAAAUUAAACGGCACUUGUAAAAAUCCUCGAAGUAAUAAAAAAAAGUCGUAGCACGUGUGUAGUUAAUGAUAAUUGUAAUGAAAUAAUUUGUACACAAAACUAAGCUUUUAUAUGAGGUGUUGAUCGUUUUGGAAGUUCUCUUCUCACCGUUGAAUGUUAUCGGUUAUUUUUUUAUGUGCCAUAAGAGUUAGACUAGGGGCUAGGCGUUUAGUUGCGCGACUGUUGCGCCACUGUUGCGUAACUAGCUAGUCGGACGAUGCGAUUUUUAGUUGUGACUUUUGAUAAACUAAUAUUACAUAGUUGGCCUCCUAGACGCUUUUUGUCUCUUGCUUUGUAUUUGUGAAUUAUAGGAAAGCGAGUUUUUUUUUUAUAUAUAUAUAAUUUCCAUUCCACGUCGUAAUUUUCGUAUAAAGUUCUUUAGAGAUGUUUAUUUUUAUAUACAUUUUAUAAUGUUAUCGAUUCAUUUAUAUGAAAUGUAACCGCUUGAUAAUCAAAAGGAAUUUCCAUGCGUCUGCAUAUGUGACAGUAUUAUAAUAUUUGCAUAUGCAGAUAUAUCUAGUAUGCACAAAUGGUGUUGUUUUGUUUUAAGAGUGUUUUAAUUUUUUUUUUUUUUUAUUAUCGAAUACAAAAGCAAGAAAUGAAAGUUUUUAAGAAAUUUUGAUAUCACGGUUUAUUUAUUGACUAUAUUAUACUUAACGUAGCGAGGUUGUUUUGUAGCUAAAUGACGCUUAUUUUACGUGUUAGAGGAUACGUGAAUGCAUGUUAUAUUACCUAAAUGUAAGGGAAUAAAAUUAUUUAAAUUUGA
Molecule: messenger RNA, 7950 nt
Organism: Vanessa atalanta (red admiral)
Lineage: Eukaryota; Metazoa; Arthropoda; Insecta; Lepidoptera; Nymphalidae
Gene: sol
Product: calpain-D
Exons: 21
Coding region: 86-4477 (1463 amino acids)
Biological process (GO): proteolysis
Cellular component (GO): cytoplasm
Molecular function (GO): calcium-dependent cysteine-type endopeptidase activity
Source: RefSeq, a predicted model, not a curated record